This is a messenger RNA of Colletotrichum chrysophilum, 1851 nucleotides long. RefSeq lists its product as uncharacterized. The coding region runs from base 1 to 1851 and encodes 616 amino acids. Gene Ontology annotation, biological process: transmembrane transport. Gene Ontology annotation, cellular component: membrane. The record is from RefSeq and is a predicted model, not a curated record. NCBI's taxonomy places the organism in Eukaryota, Fungi, Ascomycota, Sordariomycetes, Glomerellales, Glomerellaceae. Gene Ontology annotation, molecular function: transmembrane transporter activity. The transcript is spliced from 3 exons.
AUGUCUUACAACGAGUCUUCGAGGAUGGGGCGCGAUAGGGAGAUGAAGAUUCGCAUGGCCCAAGAGGCCCAGGCGGUUAUCGAGUACGAGGAGGAUCCCCAUCGCGCCGCUUUAGAGGACAAUCCGGCAGAAGCGCGCGUGAGCAUCAAGACCUGGAUCGCAAUCUUCUCUAUGGCCUUCUCCUUCGGCCCAGCUGUCGGACUCGCUUUCCUCGCAGUUGCAUCGAUCGUUGUCCCAGUCACCAACGAGCUCGGUGGGCAGGAAUCUCUGGCCUGGGUUGUGGGAUCAUGGUCUCUUUCGACGGCGUGUUCUUUUUCUCUCGCUGGGCCGCUCAGCGACGUUUUCGGCCGCAGACUGCUGGUCCUCGGCGGCCAGGCGACUGUCGCCGUCGGAUGCAUCGUCGCAGCCACAGCCAACAACAUUUCCAGUCUCAUCGCAGCCGAGACUCUCAUCGGCAUCGGCACUGGCUUCGUCUUCGUCUCGUACGCCGGUGUCCCCGAAAUGCUCCCAAACAAGUGGCGAUCCCUUGGCCUGGGCAUAUUAGAGUCUGGCAUCGCGGUUCCCUGGGGCAUCCUCUCCGUCCUCCUCGGCAAUGCUCUGCUGAAGUAUGCAUCAUGGCGUUGGAUCUUCUACCUGGGCAUCAUUAUCGAGGUACUCGGUUUGAUCGGCACCGCAUUUUCGUACCAUCCCACUGCCAGGCCGCGGGGCGACUAUGACAAGACUCGCCUGCAGCAGCUUCGCGAUGUCGAUUGGAUUGGGCUGUUCCUGUUCACCACAGGUCUGGCCGUGGCCCUCAUCGGCCUGACAUGGGGCGGCACACCUGCAUACCCGUGGAAUAGUGCCGGUGCAAUCGCUCCCAUCGUCGUCGGCUUCGGAGUCUUGGCCUUUGGCUUUUGGUACGACUUCAAAAUUGCCGCACACCCGAUGUUCCCCUUGAAGCUGUUUGUUAUGUUCCGCCAGUACUCCGUGUUGCUGGUUGUUCUCUUUGUCUCUGGGAUGAACUUCCACGCUAUGUCAGCGCUACUACCCCAAGGGACCCUCUAUAUGUUUACCCCAGAUGGCAUUCAGAUUGGGGUGUUGUCGCUCCCCAAUACCUUGAUGAUUGGCUUCACUGGUGUGCUGGCACCCCUCAUCGCUCACAAGGUCGGUUACAUCAAGUGGCAACUCGUAAUUGGUAUGGCGCUGCAGGCCCUCUUCAUCGGCGCAAGCGCUGCGACUGUCUAUCCAAACGAGAAGCUCGCGUACGCCUUCGUCCCAGCAUUCGGAGUGCCCAUGUUCGUAUGGGUUACCAUCCUUUCUUACGCCAUUGCAAGUCUCCACGUCCCUCAUUCGAACUUAGGUGUCGCCAUGGGCUUGCUCGGCACUUUCAGAUCUGGCGGAGGUGCCGUCGGUAACGCCAUCUUCAACACCAUCUUCCAGGAGAAAUUCCGCGAGUUCGCAGGUGAAGAGAUUGCUGCAGCUGCCAUCGGCAACGGACUCAACCCGGCAGACCUUGGGAUCAUCAUUCCAGCAUCAAUCGAGUACAACUUGGGCAACCCGCGAGCGCUGCUCAACGUCCCAAGCAUUACCCCAGAGAUCCAGGAAGCACUCAAGGUGGCCGUUCGCACCGCGGCGGGACAUGCCUUCAAGAUCGUCUUUUACAUUACCAUCCCUUUCAGUGUAGUUGCGUUACUUUGUUCCCUGUUCGUCGAGGACCCCACCGUCUACAUGACUAACCACAUCCAAUCUGCGAUGGAUCAAGAUCAGAUGGGCCCGAAACGCGGGAAGGUGAUGCCAAGCCCUGAAGGCCAGGGUAUUGAGUUCGACAAUGUCAGGACAAUCCAUGUGGAGGAACACAUUGGAAAGAGUUGA